This is a messenger RNA of Punica granatum (pomegranate), 1427 nucleotides long. The record is from RefSeq and is a predicted model, not a curated record. NCBI's taxonomy places the organism in Eukaryota, Viridiplantae, Streptophyta, Magnoliopsida, Myrtales, Lythraceae.
AAUAGCAUACAUAGAAAAUUAAGUGAUCAGGCAUAUUCACUCUCACUUCAACAAUGACGAGAACUCUCAUAAUUGCCAUCUCCCUUGAGAUCACAGUAUCUGUGUUUCUCUAUGGAAAAUCUUUGGCAGCAGCUCCGGCCACCAAAAAUAAGGGCCCGCCAGCACUUUUCGCGUUCGGUGACUCGAUGCUGGAUACUGGGAAUAACAAUGAUCUACUGACUGCGUUGAAGUGCAACUUUCGCCCUUAUGGAAGGGACUUCAUGGGCGGGAAACCUACAGGAAGGUUUUGCAAUGGAAGAGUCCCCUCCGACUUCUUAGCGGAGCUGCUCGGGCUGAAGAAAUACUUGCCGGCGUACUUGGAUAAAGGCUUGAAGACGGAAGAUCUCCUCACCGGUGUCGGCUUCGCCUCCGGAGCCACCGGCUAUGAUCCUCUGACUUCCCAAAUUGCUUCAGUGAUAUCAAUGCCGAACCAGCUGAACCUCUUCAAGCAAUACAAGAGGAAUAUUACCGCGGCAGUCGGACAAAAGCAGGCGGCGAAAAUAGUGGCACAAAGCACUUACGUAAUGAUCGCUGGGAAUAAUGACAUCGCCAACACUUACUUCUCCACUCCCUUCAGGAGAGUACAUUACGAUGUUCCCUCGUACACUGACCUCUUGAUCGAUCAUGCUUCGAGUUUCUUCAUGUCCACAUUUGGGCAGGAUCUAUACGGACAAGGGUCAAGGAAGAUAGCAGUGCUCAGUAUGCCGCCGAUCGGAUGCGUGCCCUCACAGAGGACGCUCGAUGGAGGCUUGAGGAGGGAGUGCUCGGAGAGGGCAAACGAAGCGGCUCUGCUCUUCAACUCGAAGCUCUCCCCCAAGCUCAAGGACCUCAGCAAACAGCUGCCUGGAAGCAGAUUUGUCUACAUGGACGUCUACAACACUCUCCUCGACAUCUUCCAGAAUCAUACCAAAUAUGGUGUGUCACCGCUUGGUUUCGAGGUCGGGAAUAAGGGAUGCUGCGGCACAGGGAAUAUAGAAGCGAGCAUACUGUGCAAUCGUCUACAAGACACGGCAACUUGCAAGGAUGACACCAAGUAUGUGUUCUGGGACAGCCUCCACCUGACGGAGAGGGCUUAUGAGAUUCUGUCGAAUGAGACGUUCAAUAAGUACAAAAACCAGCUUCUCUAAUCGGCGAUUUCUCUCAUUUCGCAGUCACCAUGUACAUGCAUUACAAUAAGUGAUGCAAUAGACACCUCCAUAAUGCCAAUACGAAUCUCAGACCUAAGAGAUUCUGUCGAACAAGACGCAUAACAAGUAACCAUGGUAGUAUCCUACUGUAUUCCUUUUUAAUAUAUAUUUAACCCUUUUUCUUUUUUUCUUUUUUUCUUUUUUGGUGGAAAGUGAAGAAUGUAGCAAUUAUAAGGACAAUAAUAUGCCAUGGUUGGGCAA